Messenger RNA from Rotaria socialis, 1338 nucleotides. Lineage: Eukaryota; Metazoa; Rotifera; Eurotatoria; Philodinida; Philodinidae. The record is from the annotation of a GenBank genome assembly.
AUGGCUAAAGUACAGCCAGAACUGCCACUCGAUGCUGUUCAAUUGUCAGAAACAGCAAUACCAAUUGAAUCUACUUCAUUGUCGCCACCAAAAUCACCACGCCAAUUGCCAAAGCACCUGGCCGAUUUUAAACACUAUGUCGAUUCAAAAUGCUGCUAUCAUUCUGUAGCACUAGACUCAGCUGAACUUGCAGACGUACAACCAAAAGCUGCUUAUAGAUGUCAAAUGAAAACACUUAUGGAAUCUAGAGAUCUGGAUUGGACAAAGAAGGCUGCUUCUUGGCAACAUGAAACGGUACUCUUCAGCGAAACCUUGGGUCGAGCAUUCGAGGAUACCAAACGGCCUGGUAGACCCGUAGGUGAUAUUUGGGACGAUUACACAUUUGAUCUCCCUUCGUCUGACAGCAAAUCAACAGAUGAAAGACCCUUACCUGAAUGUAGCUAUUUGACCAGAUGCAGCGACUGUCGUGGAAAAGGUUUGGUGCAAUGUCAAAACUACGAAUGUAAAGGAAGCGGAAAGAUCACAUGCACUCGAUGCUAUGGCGAGGGGAAAGUAAGGACAAUAGACUAUAUAGAGUACUGUAAUUGUAGCAGUGGCAAGAUAAAUUGUCCGGAUUGUAAAGGUGGUGGCAAAAUACAUUGCUCGAAUUGCAAAGGCUAUGGCGGUUUCCGUCAUUCAGUUACUUUGAGAGUUAAAUGGCAUACGUGCAUCACGACAUUGUACUAUCAGAAUUCAUUUCUACCUGAAAAACGCAUGGAAAAAGCACAACGUGUUCUGUACUGGGCAAAUACACAAUUGCCGUGGUCUCAAAACUCAUCAAUUGACAAUUUUCUUCUUUCGCUUCGUGAAGACGAAGCACAUGAGAACAUUAACCUAAAGGCAAAUCUUACAAAACAGUAUCGGGAGAAACAUAUGAAACCAACAUCACGAGGUUCUGAGCGAAUGCGUAGAUUGAUCUGCACGAUAGAACGGUUGGAUUUUGAGGAAGUUCACUAUACUCUCGACGAAAAAUAUGUCAAUAAACGGGAUUCCACACUUGGAUAUUUCCCGUUUUCAAAAUCCGGCAAUGCCAUUGAAUUAGCGGUAGAAAUCUGCCAAGGACCUUCAUUAGAACUUACUAUUGCUCGUCUAUCUCAUCAUUGUAAAGAAUUUGUGAAUACGUGUCUAAAUAAGGAUGAAAAUCAACGACCAGCAUAUGAACAAUUGUUCGAAAAUCCAUUUGUACAACAAGCAAACGAGGUAUCGCAAGCUCAACAUUUCGUUUCUUAUUGCUCUAAUAUGAUUGAUCUUGUUGACAAGACUACGGAUACAUUUGAUCAAUAUGGUUUUCGCCCAUGA